CACGUCAUCAAAGAGAGCCUAACAUAACUUCAGCCCACAUUGAUCUGUAGUAGACAGGCUGACAGCACACAGGUCACACUGAACACAGUUACACAUGACGUCUGAGAGGCUGCUGUGUACCUGCUCUGAAGGAAUGAUCAGACUGAGCGAAGAAGAGUUCUAAAGACCUGACCUGAUCCAGAGUCAGUGCAGAGCACUGUGUUAAAGCCUGCCACUCAUCAUCAUCAUCAUCAUCAUCAUCAUCAUCAUGUGCCAGGUGGACGAAGACUACCAUGACCAGCUGGAGCACGCGGACGCGCCCAGUGUUUCCAAGAAAUGUGCCAAAUGCAAAGAGGCGACUGCUGCCGUGGUCAUCAGAGCUGGAGACACGUACUGCAGGGACUGUUUCAGGGAGUACUUCAUUCAUAAGUUCAGAGCCAUGCUGGGCAAAAACAGGAUCAUUUUUCCCGGAGAGAAGGUGCUGCUGGCUGUAUCUGGAGGGCCUUCUUCCUGCUCAAUGCUCAGUCAGGUCCAAGAGGGUUUGAGUCAGAAUGCUCACAAGAAGCUGAGAUUCUUACCUGGCAUCGUCUACAUUGAUGAGGGUGGAGCUGUGGGUCAGUCUGUGGAGGAGAGACGGAGGACGGUGGCGGAGCUGCGAGCUUUGUUCAGAGCCACUGGUUUCCCCUUCCACAUCGUGUCUCUGGAACAGGUUCUGGACCUCCCCGGUUCAGUUGUGACUGUGGCCCCGUCGCCUUCAGAGCAACCAGCCAGCGCCUACAAAGCAGCCGUGGAUCAUUUCAUCCAGAACGAUGGCGGUAGCCGUCUGACGCCGCAGGACGAGCAGGAAGCGUCACAUCCUGAUGUUCAGGAGUCACACACACAGUCACUGCAGCAGCUGAUCGGCUCUGCAAAGACGCUGACAGCCAGAGAAGACCUGCUGAGCACAUUAAGGCACCACGUCCUUGUGCACACAGCUCGUACUGAAGGCUACAGCAAAGUGAUGCUGGGAGACAACUGCACCAGACUGGCUGUUAAACUGCUCACCAGUAUAUCACUGGGCAGAGGAGCACAGCUGGCUCAGGACACGGGUUUCUCAGACUCCAGGUAUGGUGACAUAAUAUUGGUGAGGCCAAUGAGGGACUACUCGGCUAAAGAAAUCGCUUACUACAACCGGAUGUUCACCGUGCCCUCUGUCUUCAUACCAGGCCUGGACACCAUGGUGACAGACAAAGCCAGUAUCCAGCGUCUGACAGAGAGCUUUGUCACUAAACUGCAGGUGGGCUUCCCCUCCACUGUCAGCACCAUCUACAGGACCAGUGAGAAGCUGCAGACCGUGUGUAGGAGCUCCUCCACAGCUGACCUCUUUGACCGAUGUCUGCUCUGCAUGUGCACCCUGGACACUGCUGUCGAGGAUGCCUCUGCCUUCAAGGCCACACAGAUCUCAGAGCAGCUCUCCCAGACUAAAUCUCCAGGAGCUCCCAGGACUGAGACCCAGAGACAAAUCCAAGCUCCAGCAGAGUCCGAGUCGACUGCUCCCACCGGACAGUGCUGCUCCUCUGGAGGAGGAGAGGAUUGUGGGAGAGCAGCAGCAGCAGGAGGCGGCGGAGGCUGCUGUUCAUCUGCCAAGCUUCCAGAGACGACCAACCUGAAGAGUCUGAUGUGUUACAGCUGUCAGCUGACCAUCAAAGACAUGACUUCUGUGGAGCGUCUCCCACAGUACAUCCUGUCAGAGGCUCAGAGGAGGCAGAGGAGGUCUCAGAUGAGAGAGGAGAUCAGUGAGUUCCUGUUGGAUGAAGGAGAUGGAGGUGAUUAGAGGAAUGAAACAGAGGUGAUCGUGAAUGUUCACCUCCAGCAGUCCGCUCCGAAAACGCACAUCACAGGAUCACUUGGAUCACAUCCUGGUGUCCUGCAGCAUCAUGGGGGCUGGAGGCGAUCCCUGCGAGUGAUCGAGGGAACACAUCAUCGAUGAUGGAUGGAUCACAGAUCGUUACAAAGUGAAGAAAUCCACCAGGACUCUGAAUUCAUCUGUGCACUCAAACACACGUGCUGGAUUCAAACCAGCAGCACAUAUUUCAAAUAUCACACACAUUCUCCUGGAGAGUAAACACACUGUUUCAGAAAGAGAACACAUGAAAGUGUUUUUACACUUCAUUCAUUCAUUAUGUUGUCACUGGUAAAGAUCGUGUAACAAGUCAUAACAGAUCAGUUUGAAGAUUUUGUACGUGUUAAUGCUGUUUAAAUAAACUUUAGACU
Messenger RNA from Larimichthys crocea (large yellow croaker), 2232 nucleotides. It is a transcript of the gene ctu2, whose product is annotated as cytosolic thiouridylase subunit 2 homolog (S. pombe). Bases 248 to 1792 code for a protein of 514 amino acids. Gene Ontology annotation, biological process: tRNA wobble position uridine thiolation. The record is from RefSeq and is a predicted model, not a curated record. The transcript is spliced from 16 exons. NCBI's taxonomy places the organism in Eukaryota, Metazoa, Chordata, Actinopteri, Sciaenidae. Gene Ontology annotation, cellular component: cytosol. Gene Ontology annotation, molecular function: sulfurtransferase activity; tRNA binding.